Molecule: messenger RNA, 549 nt
Organism: Kazachstania africana CBS 2517
Lineage: Eukaryota; Fungi; Ascomycota; Saccharomycetes; Saccharomycetales; Saccharomycetaceae
Gene: ANK1
Product: ankyrin repeat-containing protein ANK1
Exons: 1
Coding region: 1-549 (182 amino acids)
Molecular function (GO): protein binding
Source: RefSeq, a predicted model, not a curated record
AUGGAAACUGAAGGAGCUUCGUUUGGGGAGCAACUGUUAGAUGCCUCUAGAAGAAAUAAUGUCGAUUUGUUGGAGACUGUGUUCAGCGAUUUAGCUAAUGAUCAUAAAAAGAUUGCCGACUUGAUAAAUUCAUCAAAGGAUCCAUUUGGUAACACAGCACUGCAUCUAAGUUGCAAAUACGGGUCCUGGGAGGUUUUGGAUAAGAUUCUCGACUUGGAAGGUGAUAUUGAGAUCGAUCCAAAGAAUAAUAUCGAUGGGGAAACCCCUUUACAUUGUGCUGUGAAAUAUUCUCAGACUGAACCUGAACAUGGCACCUUCAUCGCCAGUAAUUUGAUCCAGGUUGGUGCAGAUCCAAGAUUGAAAAAUAACAAUAAUCAAAGGCCAAUUGACUUGAUUCACAGCGAAGAGUUGGACGAUUUGAUCGAUCUACUACAAGGUGCGGAAUUGGCAGCCGAUCAUGCCAACGAAGCCAUUAAUGAGAGUGAAGCUGAACUAAUAGAAGAUGAAGAUGACGACAGGGAAGAUGUUCCAAUCAGUGCUGCAAACUAA